UGAGGCGCGAAACCGCUCCAGUCUUUGUGCCGCCGCCAUCUUGACCAGAAUCCGGAUAAUCAUCAUCUCAACACACUGAUUUACAGCAAACACACACGACUACAGUGGUGAUAUUUCGUGUGUUUCAGAGCGGCGAUGGCCACUGCACCCUACAACUACUCCUACAUCUUCAAGUACAUCAUCAUCGGUGACAUGGGCGUUGGGAAGUCCUGUUUGCUGCACCAGUUCACAGAAAAGAAAUUCAUGGCCGACUGCCCGCACACCAUCGGCGUAGAGUUCGGCACCCGAAUCAUCGAGGUGAGCGGGCAGAAGAUCAAGCUUCAGAUCUGGGACACGGCGGGCCAGGAGCGCUUCAGAGCCGUCACGCGCAGCUACUACAGAGGAGCCGCGGGAGCGCUAAUGGUCUACGACAUCACCAGGAGAAGCACAUACAAUCACCUCAGCAGCUGGCUGACUGACGCCAGGAACCUCACCAACCCCAAUACUGUGAUUAUACUCAUAGGAAACAAAGCAGAUCUGGAAGCCCAGCGAGACGUGACGUACGAGGAGGCCAAGCAGUUCGCUGAAGAGAACGGUCUGCUGUUCCUGGAGGCCAGCGCCAAAACAGGUGAGAAUGUGGAGGAUGCUUUCCUGGAGGCGGCGAAGAAGAUCUACCAGAACAUUCAGGACGGCAGUCUGGACCUGAACGCAGCAGAAUCAGGUGUUCAACACAAACCAUCAGCGCCGCAGGGAGGCCGGAUCACCAGCGAACCCCAGCCGCAGCGGGAGGGGUGUGGCUGUUAAUGACAUCAUCAUCAUCACCACGCGCACACGAGCCGCAGCGGGAGGGGUGUGGCUGUUAAUGACAUCAUCAUCAUCACCACGCACACACGAGCCGCAGCUGGAGGGGUGUGGCUGUUAAUGACAUCAUCAUCAUCACCAUACACGAGCCGCAGCGGGAGGGGUGUGGCUGCUAAUGACAUCAUCAUCUUCAUCACACGGCCCGGUCUCGGCCCAGAUACGGCUACAUGUGCUCAUUUGCUCCUACCUUCCUCUUAACCUGUCCAUCUUUCUAUUUCCCCAUCAUCCUCCGACUAAUCACGUGACGCAUCGGCUUAGGGGAGAAGAAUCUGCUGAUCACCAUUCAGGCUCUUUUUUAUUGAUAUUCGUUUUCUAUCUCGUCACAUUCGUCGGCACCGCUCUGAGAAGCGAGACCUGUCGCUGAAGGCAAGCAUGAUUGUGUGGAGAGUUCGGGUCGGCCACCGCCGGGACGCUCCACACGCAUCUGUAAACGGGAUCCCACGUGUGUCAAGGGUUGGACAGCUUUAUGAAUCGAAGACACUUUAUGGAAAGAUGAUUCUUUCUUCUCUACUGCUCCUUGAUCGUUCGUUCGUUUGUCCUUACCACUGUUAUUUUAUGUUGCCUUAUUGUUAUUCAUGUUAAUAUUAUUACCAUCAGUUUAAUCUUUACUAGCUCAACACAGUUUGGAGUUGAGUUUGGUUUUACAACACUGCAACUGUUUUUGUAUAGAUCUAUGAAAUGUGAUGGAAACGCUCCAGUUGUGUAGCCUGUGUAUAUUAACACCACGAGACUUCUCGUGAAGCAGCAUCUGUGUCUUAAUUCAGUGUACGUACCAUAUGAAGUCUGAUUCAGCUGCUGUAUAUAAGGCCAUGUCUGCUGGUCAUGUGACCGACUCUUCACGCAGAAAGACGACGCUCACGAACUCUCCAAACACGAACGUCUCUGUCUGAAUGACCCGAGUCGAAACAGUACAUAUGUAUAAACUCUGAAUGAGCUGUGCUAACGUUUGAAAAUCUGUUUUUGUGUAUGUAUAUGAUUUUAAAAUGUUGACAUUUUGAUUUUAAUGACAACAUUAAAUAUGCUCUAGCCAGAAAA
Messenger RNA from Pimephales promelas (fathead minnow), 1875 nucleotides. The record is from RefSeq and is a predicted model, not a curated record. NCBI's taxonomy places the organism in Eukaryota, Metazoa, Chordata, Actinopteri, Cypriniformes, Leuciscidae.